Molecule: messenger RNA, 4138 nt
Organism: Esox lucius (northern pike)
Lineage: Eukaryota; Metazoa; Chordata; Actinopteri; Esociformes; Esocidae
Product: PR domain zinc finger protein 1
Exons: 7
Coding region: 292-2436 (714 amino acids)
Biological process (GO): cell fate commitment; regulation of transcription by RNA polymerase II
Cellular component (GO): nucleus; cytoplasm
Molecular function (GO): histone deacetylase binding; DNA-binding transcription repressor activity, RNA polymerase II-specific; RNA polymerase II cis-regulatory region sequence-specific DNA binding
Source: RefSeq, a predicted model, not a curated record
GUGGCCGAGGCGAGGUGGGCUUAACGCGGAUGCUGAAAGGAUCUUACAAUAAGGAGUUCCUGAAAAACAUCUGAGAGAGGGAGAGAGAGAGAGAGAGAGAGAGCGGCACUGGAAAAGUAGGAAGGCAAGGGACCACAUAACCAAAGAGAUGAUGAUCCCACACCAACAAGACUGUCUGAAAACCUCCAGCUUUAGCAAACGUACCUGAAGAGCAAAAAGCAAACCUAAGUAUCGCCAAAGCAACUCCAUACCAAAGCAAGUCCAGAGUGGAAGACACAAGACGUUCUCAAGAUGAAGCUUGAGACAGCACCAGAUAUGACUGAGUGGCGAGAAGACGACUUUGCCCUCAACUGCACCUACAUUGUCCCGGACCAGGCAUCAGACCCCAGCUUUAGUGUGCCAAAGUCCAUGACUUCCAUACCCCGCAACCUUACCUUUAACUACAACACAGAGAAUGAGGUGACAGGCGUGUUUAGCAAAGAGUACAUUCCCCAGGGGACUCGCUUUGGUCCACUGCAAGGUGACAUCUACACCAAAGACAAUGUCCCCAAACAAACUAACAGGAAAUACUUCUGGAGGAUCUAUAACGGUGGGCAGCUACACCACUUCAUUGACGGCUACGACGUACAGCGCAGCAACUGGAUGCGCUAUGUCAACCCUGCGCGCACCUUGUCGGAACAGAACCUGGUCGCGUGUCAGAACGGUCGCGACGUCUACUUCUACACAAUCCGGCCAGUGGAACCAAAGCAGGAGAUGCUGGUGUGGUACAGUCACGAGUUCGCCCAGAGGUUGUGUGGCCAGCUGGGGAACGAGCUAAAACAAAAACACGUAAGCAGGAAUGUCCAAGAGAGCCAGUUUGCCAAACAGCACCUACCUCAUACCUGGCUUCCGGAAAAAAAGGAAGACAUGAAGGAGGAGAGGGAGGAUGACGGAGAGGAGAGAAUCGACGUGGAGGUGCUGGAGAGAGACACUCCACCCGACACACCAGAUGACCAAAUCAUGGACUUUAGCCAGAGGAUGGAGAAAGCGGAGGUGACUGUUAACCACCGGGGACCUACCCCCUCUUCACAGACCCAAACGCGAGAGGCUGAGCUUGUGCCUCAGCCUUACAGCUUCCCUGAAGGCCAUGCUGAUGUCCCCUCCCCACAACGACACCUCCCCCUCCACCUCCACGGACUUUACGGACACAAAGAGGGCCUAGUGUCCUCCUACCCCAUCUACCACCCCUCCAGACCUCUUCAAACCCCCUACCAGCUUCUUCCUCCAUACAGCAACUCCCACUACUCCCACCUUCUCCCCCGGUACUGUCCUCCCUUCCCUGGCAUCCUCCCGUCCAGAAGCCCUCUGCAUUACGGUAGCUACCUAGGAAGCGAUGGACUUCCAUACCCCACCUUGACCUACCAGCCUGGUCAUCUCCCAGUGUGUCAGCCCUACCCAGGAACUACUCAAGGAGGGCUAAAGGAGCGGACCCCAAAUAUGUCACCUCCAAGCGGAGCCCCAGCAACCCCAGAGCUCUCGCCGCUGCCAAAGCUGGAUCAGGACACGCCCCUGCAGUCCCUGUCAGGCUGUGAGGAAGCCAUGAAUCUCAGCCUGGCCACACCAAAGCGUGGCCCUUCGCCAGCCGCUACCCCAGGGUACAGAUCCCUGCCCUAUCCCCUGAAGAAACAGAACGGCAAGAUCAAGUACGAGUGCAACGUCUGCUUGAAGACCUUCGGACAGCUGUCCAACCUCAAGGUGCAUCUGAGAGUACACAGCGGAGAGAGGCCGUUCCGUUGUCACCUCUGUGAGAAGAGCUUCACCCAGCUGGCUCACCUGCAGAAGCACCACUUGGUCCACACUGGAGAAAAACCACAUGAGUGCACGGUGUGUCACAAGCGCUUCAGUAGCACCAGCAACCUCAAGACCCACCUGCGGCUCCACUCGGGAGAGAAGCCCUACCAGUGCAAGCUGUGCAGCACCAAGUUCACCCAGUACAUCCACCUGAAGCUGCAUCGACGCCUGCACAGCGCCCGCGAUCGCCCCUACCGCUGCCCGCUCUGCGCCAGCGCCUUCCUCCACCGCUUCUCGCUGCGCAUCCACCAGCGCAGCUGCUGUCCUGCCUCCGCGCCGGCCCAUGCCAACCCUCACGCCCAUGGCCACAUUCGCGAGCUGGUCGAGCGCUUUGACACCAGUCCGGAGGCCGACUCGCUUCCCGAAAGCGCCGGGUCGUCUCAGGUGGAAGAUGCGGUGGAGCGCUGGGUGGCCCGGAGCUUGGAAGGGCAAGAGGGCAAGGAGGACCAGAGUGAAGCCACACUACUGCUGAAGGCCCUCACGGCAGCCAUCAACGCACCAGUCCCUCCCACCACGUCAUCUCACAGUCCGUCAUCCACCUACCAAGAGAGAGCUAGCGUAGUACACCUCCACAACCGGCCGACGGUGAAAGCUGAAGGUCAGUAGGGCAGAGUGGGAGGAGUCUUGUAGAGAACUCUGGGAGGUGGGGGGGGGGGGGUGGCUGAGACAUUUAGAGCGUCGGCUCCUGCAAGGUGCAUUUGAUGGUGCAGAGGCAGGGAAUUGCAGAGGGAAUUCAUUGCCAAAAAAGAAGCGUCUGUCUCCUCAUGGGGAAGAGAGACUGUGAAAAGCCAAUGAGCGAGAAGCACCAAAACAAAGACCAUUCCAAAGACAUGGCCAGUGUGUUCAGUGAUUGCACUUCCACCCUAAGGGUGUUUCUCUAUUUAGCUGUGAAGUACUCACAAAUGUUUUUGCUCAGGUUCAAAGGAGUAGCUCACGGAUGUGUGAGAGUAGACCAUUUUUUGUAUCAGCUCUAUUUGUUCAGUUUUAAGUGAUUAAUUCCGUUGUUAGCGUAAUGUUCUUCGAGUAUUGACACUUCCAAGGUGGCCUGUUCCUUGGAAUUCUUCAGGACAUUUGUCAGGAAUUGUUGCUUGCUCUAACUCGUCCAUAAGAGACAGUAGUUACUUACUGUACUGUAUUUUGUAUUUUCAAGAGUGUUUGUGUAUGAAAGUGUGUGUUUUAAUGACUUGUUCUAAGAAAGGACCUUUCUAAGAAAUGAGACAAUUUCUUUAGAAUGACCCCAUUUCACAGACAGUCAGUAGCUUCAGUCAGAACUUUUUCUUUAUAUAUGUACUAAUUUAUUUUUGCUAAAAAUGAAAGGUCAGGGAUCUUAGAAGUAUGUGUAUAUAUAUGAAUUUGCCAAAAAAACAACAAGAAUCAAAGAUUUUGGAAUGAAUGGGUUUAAAUUAUGUAGCAUUACUUCUGAAAAUGAUUUGGUGUAUAUAUGUAAUAGAAAAGAAGAAGAAAGCAAACCAAAAGUAGUACUCAGAAUAUAAAAUAGUUUCUCAGGACUUCCUGUGAGUCAUAUAGCUAUGUUUUGGAGGUAGCCUACAUACAGUACUUCUGCACAGAAACCAGCAAUGAAAAGAAAAACGUUACGUCAAGUUAUUAGAAUUUGUAAAACAUACUAAACUGUUGUUUUUAUAUUCUCUGCAUUGUUUUCCUGUUUAAAUAUAUAAUGAGAUGGUAUUGUUAACUACUCUUUCUCUUUGAUUCAAGCUUUAUGCGAUUUCUCCUACAAAGACAACAUUUGGUGGAUUUGAUUAAGAAAAUUAAGAAAAUUAACCAUAUGUGUACUAGAGCCAAAUGUUGUCUGUUCUGCACUUGUCCAUCUUGUUAGUUCUUAAGACUGCUGUAUAUGCUCAGGUGAAUGCCUUUAGGCUCAUGUUAUUUUACCAAACUGUUGACAAAAUACCUCAUAUGAGUGCAAGAGGCUCACCUAUGGAAAUUAAUAGAUGUUUUCAUUUUGUAAAUGUUUUCUUUAGCUAGCACUGGAAAAAGCCGGAACUAGAUCCAUGUGCUCUGCUGAUUCUGUUUCUGAAAAACCAAAAUGGUAGCACUGUCCUAACAUUGUGUAACUGAUGAGUCGUAAAUACUGUUAUUUCUCUAUAUACAUUUGUAGUUUUUGUACAGUAUAAUUUUGGUCUGUGUAGUUUACUUUUUGACCAAGAUUAUGAUAUGUGAAUACUUUAUUUGUCAGAGACUAUUUUGAUGAUCCUUUUAUAAUAAAUGUAGCACAUUAAACAUAUUAUAUCUGACAAUGUAAUGUGUUUUAGGUUUUCCUCAAUAAAUGCAAUAUGUUUCAAUUUCA